UUUAAAAUGGACCAUCAGCAAUUUUCUGAUUUAUUUCCAGACUGCGAAGAAUAUCUACUUGAUUUACAUACUUCUGCAAGUAUUGGAUGUGACGAACGAAUUCAAGAUAUUAUUGAAAGUUGUGAAGAUAAAGCAAUUAUUAAUCAGCAGAACAAAGAAGGUUGGACACCAUUAAUGUAUGCAACUUCUUGUGCUAACUUGAAAGUAGUUUUAUUCUUAUUGGAAGAAGGUGCCAUUACAAGUACAAAAAAUACUUUCGGCUUAACUGCUUUAAUGCUUGCUUCCAAGUGUGGGAGUGUCGAUGUUGUAAAUCUACUUAUUGAUUUUGGAGCUACUGUUAAUGAAAAAGAUCAAAAUGGUUGGACUGCACUUUUCCAUGCUGUAGAAUUAGGUCAUAGAAGUGUUGUUCAACUCUUGAUGGAAAAAGGGGCUAAUGUCAAUCUUUGUGAAUAUUCAGAAAAAUUAACUCCACUGAUGGUAGCAGUUUCUGCAGGCCAUGAAGUGAUUGCUAAAGAUCUUUUGAGUUAUGGUGUAAAUCCUGCUUCAGAAUCAAAGAAGGGAGAAACUGCUAGUGUAAUGGCGCAAAAACAUGGCUUUUUCAAACUGAAAAAUUUAAUUGAUGCUCAUCUACACUCAAAAAAUAAUCAUGUCAGCAGAUUAGAAUGUACAGAUUUACAGACAUUUCUUCAAAAUCUUCAACUUUCAAAAUAUUACCAUUAUUUUGAAAAACAAGGUAUUGAUUUGAGCUCUUUUUGGAUGCUCACAGAAGAAGAAUUAAAAGCAAUUGGAAUUGAGCUUCUUGGACCUCGGAAAAAAAUGUGUAAAUAUAUUUCACUUCAUCAAAACCAAACCCUAAACAGAAAUCCAGAAGGUGCAGCAUAUAUUAAUCAACUUCUAUUUGAAAAUAAGAAGCUUUGUGAUGAAUUAUCAAAGGUGAAAAGUAUUCUGCAUCAGGAAAAGGAAUUAAAAGCAGCAGCUGAGAAUAAUCUUGGUAAAGGGAUUCACACAUUAAAAACCUUCACUUGUACGGUGAAACGUAGUUUAUGCUAUACUAUGCUUUUGGAAGAAGAGUUAAGGAAAAACUUUACUACUCUGAAGACAUUUCUUAACAAUCUGCCUGGAAAGUACUUGGGAACAAAAAGCAAAACUGAUUCACUCUAUUUAUUACUUGAAAGUAUGGACAAAUUGAUCAAUGAUAUUCAACACCAAACAACAAUUGCUUUGAAGCAGACUGAUUUCAGACAUUAAGUAUUGCUUUUUAACAACAAUUGUCUUGCAUUGAUUUGGUAUUGUUAUAUUGAAAUACACCAAAGGAACUUUUAUGUAUGCUUGUGGCGUUUUAUAUAUUUUAGUACUAUUAAAUAACUUAUAAAAAUCAAUUGUUUAACUUUACCUUUUGAACAGUUGAAAAGGAAUCUCACGUUUAUAAUAUAUUUUGUAAAGUGAUGUGUAGUUGUGUACUAUUUUAUUAUAUAUAUAAGUAGUUAUAUACUACUAAAAGUAUUCAUUUCCUUUUGUUUUAUAGACUAGCAUUUUAAAUGCUGCAAGAUCAAAUGUUUCAAAAUAGCUACAGUAUUUAAGACUCCCUAAUAACCUUCCUACAAAUCUUCAUUCUGCUUACAUUGAAAAUGGUAAAAUCUUUGUUAAUCUCUAGUUUUCGAUUUCAAUUUCUUGCUUGCGUCCUAAACCAUAAUACAGCUCCCUCUCUUUAGAUACCUCAUUACAUUUUCACCUUUUAUCAUACAAAAUAUUUGGGAGUUCUUUGUACUGUAGUUAAAUGUUUAAAUUUAUUUUUAUAUACCUAUAAGGACAUAAGGCAAAAAUAAAUUCAAAAGUGUUUUUUGUGAUUGAAAAAUAUAUUUUAUUAAUUUUAUAUUAGUCAAAAUUUUUUAGAUCUUUUUAUGUAUUUUGUACAUUAAACUUUUUAUAUUUUGUAUAGCAUUUAUUAGAAAUAUGUAUUUUUGUAGAAAAGAAAAUAUUUUUGUGCAAUAUGGAGUCAGAAAGCAUAGAAGUUUUAACAUGACAAACUAAACUUCAAAUAAGUUUAUUAACUAUUUUAGGAUGCUGAAAAAAGCUUGACUGGUCAACUCUUAUUCAAUUUCAUGAUUUGGGAAAGAUAACGUUUUCCUACGGCUUUAGUACAACUAUUGUACAAGUAGAAAUUCAGCUUUUGUAACCAUGGUGCCUUACUGAAUAAAUAAGGCAUCAAAACAAAUUUUCUUUAGAAAUGUUAAAGAUUUAGUUUUAUUGAAUAUUAAAACUAAAGCCAUACAUGAACUACCAUAUAAAUGCAUGAAGGUGCACCAGCAAUGCACUUGCUGCCUUAAGUGCCUGUCAUACAGUGAAGGUUUGUAUUGCUUAAGUGUUUUGUGAAUUAAUUUUAUAAUCUUAUAUGUAGUUCCAGAGCAAAUUAUGUUAGAAUUGUUUGAUGUACCAUUGCAUAUUUUUGCAUUUUGAAAAUUCAUUUAAAUGAGCCAAUAAUUUUAUUGUAUUUCACAUUCAUACAAUGUCAUUGUGAAAAUUCUUUACAUUUAGUUCAUCAAAAUGUGAGAUAUAUGUCAGCAUUUAUUUCAAUCAUGUUCAUAUUUGACAUACUCUCUGUGAUGAGUGAUGAGUUAUAAACAACAGAAGUCUGACAGUUUUUUGAAAAUUGUUAUUAGAAUGCAUGUGUUUAGUUAAAUGUUAAUUCUUUUAUUUUUUUACAAACCUAAAAUAUUCAAGGAGGAAGCAAGGUUAAUUUGAUACAAAAAAGACAUAUUUUCAAUAAAAUGUUUUGGUGACAUAGUUAUUACAUAUCUAUUUGUAUAAUUACUAAAUAAUAAAAUAGUUGAGGAAUAUUCUAAAAUUUUCAUUAGUUUUUGGGAUAAAAUGAGCUAUUAUCAGCAACCGUCCUUGGACGUCUCAGAAAAAAAAAAAAAAAAAAAAAAAAAUCAUGGCAAUACCCCUCAUUACUGUAUCAUCCGAAAUAAAAAUUAUUUAUAAAUAGAUAAAUAAAUUUAAAAAAAUAUUAUUUCUUAAUAAGUUUCUGCAGGUUCCAAUGUCGAAUUUUUGUUCUCUUUCAAAAUGUUGAAGUACUUCCAAGUAGUCAAAUUUUCAGUUCUUUUAAAUAAAAAAUCAGUGUUUUUACUUCUAAGAACUGUAAAAAAAUGGAAAAUAAAUUGGAAAAAAAAAACUUUUUUAUAUGACAUCUUCCGAAAGUCACUGUCAAUGGCUCAUUUCUUCAUAAAAAUUCCACAGAAUUUUCUUCAAACACUACUUGAUUAUGUAGUAAUUUAAGAAAUAAAUAUGAUAUUCACUGUGUUGUCCAAAAAAUUAAAAAGAUGCCUUUUUAUGUCAAAAUUAUGUCCCCAUUUUAAAUGAGAAAAAAAUGAACUAAAUAAUAUAAUUAAAAAUUUCCCCUCUUUUUUCCUAUCAUUUCAUCUUUUAAAGAAAUAGAAAUUCAAUGAUGUUUUAUUUUCAACAUAAAGUUAUGACAGGCUUCAAAAGCUGUACUUAGGGCUCUUAGACCAGAAAAUAUACCAGCAUUUUGCUUAACUUACUCUCUUCUUAUCUUUUAGCUUGUUAAAUGUUGUGUCUUUAUUCAUGGAAAAAUGUGAUUCAUCAUUAUAUGAACACUUGUUUGUGAAUAACCUUGAUUAAGAAAAAAUGUAUUGGUCUAUUGAAUAAAAAUUUUAAUUGCCU
Molecule: messenger RNA, 3681 nt
Organism: Uloborus diversus
Lineage: Eukaryota; Metazoa; Arthropoda; Arachnida; Araneae; Uloboridae
Product: ankyrin repeat, SAM and basic leucine zipper domain-containing protein 1-like
Exons: 9
Coding region: 7-1248 (413 amino acids)
Biological process (GO): innate immune response
Cellular component (GO): cytoplasm
Molecular function (GO): protein binding
Source: RefSeq, a predicted model, not a curated record